Gasterosteus aculeatus aculeatus (three-spined stickleback) is the source of this 1917-nucleotide messenger RNA. RefSeq names its product peptidyl-prolyl cis-trans isomerase FKBP14. The record is from RefSeq and is a predicted model, not a curated record. NCBI's taxonomy places the organism in Eukaryota, Metazoa, Chordata, Actinopteri, Perciformes, Gasterosteidae. Gene Ontology annotation, molecular function: calcium ion binding; peptidyl-prolyl cis-trans isomerase activity.
UCACUGCCACGUAGAGGACCGACCGCCGCCGCCGCUGCUGCCGCUGCUGCUUCCCCAGAACUUGCAGAAGCCUUUUCAGUGCGGGUUGAUCCGGCCGUUUCUUGGCGUUCGGCGCGAUGCUGCUGACCGUGCUGAGCUGCAUGUGCGCCUCUCUGCUGGUGUCCGUCGGCGGGGGGAAAGUGCCCGAAGCUGAGGUGCAAAUAGAAGUCCUGCACAGACCUUUUCUCUGUCACCGAAAGUCCAAGUACGGAGACAUCCUGCUGGUGCAUCACGACGGGUACUUUGAGAACGGGACCAUGUUUCACUCCAGUCGAGCUGAAGGAGACAAGCAGGCGAUGUGGUUCACCCUGGGCAUCAGAGAAGCGAUCAAAGGCUGGGAUAAAGGCCUGCAGGACAUGUGCUCCGGAGAGAAGAGGAAACUCGUUGUACCUCCCGCUUUGGCCUAUGGGAAGGAAGGCAGAGGUAAAAUCCCACCUGAGAGCACGCUGACCUUCGUCGUCGAGGUGCUUGAGAUCAGAAAUGGGCCGAGGUCACACGAGUCCUUCCAGGAGAUGGACCUCAACGAUGACUGGAGGCUCUCCAGGGACGAGGUGAAAGUGUAUCUGAGGAAAGAGUUUGAGCGUCACGGCUACCCUCCAAACGACACCCUGCAUGACAACAUGGUGAAGGACAUCUUCGACAAAGAGGAUGACAACAAAGACGGCUUUAUAUCCUCCAGAGAGUUUACUUACAAGCACGAUGAACUUUAAAUCCCCAUCGUCUUCCAUGGACGACUCCCUCGCCCGGCGUCUUCCACUUUGGCAGAGUAUCAUUCUCUGCUAAACAGUCCACUUUUAUCGAGGCGGCGUUUAGAUCUGCUGUGUGACGUGUAAAAAAAAGCUUUGAACCUAAAAGUCAGUUUCAGGGAUGUUUUACUUUGUAUUUUUCUGUGGUUACUUCUACAAGAGCACAUUAUUGUCUUUCAUACAAUCAUUUCGGUUAAAGUACUUUUAAAUGGAGUUAGUUACUGAAUACAAAUCAUAUUACAAUUUCUGUUAUUAGUAGCGUAAACCUCUGGAUUACAUCAAAGUCCAGCAAUGGAAAUAUUGCAUUUCGCACAACCAAAGGUGACUAAUUUGUAUUUUAGGUCUCUUAAGUACCUCUACUUGUUUCUAUCAAGCUGUUGAAUGGGUAUUUUUCAUAAGGCCGCAGUGACUUGUCGAAGCAAGUGAAACCCAUCUUACACAGUACUCGGGCCCGGCGCCGGUGAACCUAAAUGCAAUGCUGCCAAUGUCAUUAUUGUUAUUAGCAAGCUGUGAGACACUGCAGUGUCAAAGCUGAACGCUUAUAUUGUUCAGCCCUGCUGGUAAGCAACAAACAUCCUCGCAUUCCGUCACACAUUUACGCUGCGCACACUAGAAUCUACAGCGAUCAGUUCCUAUGGCGCAACAGUUUUUUAAUACAAACACAUUUCGGUGUAGCUGGAUCAUUUUAUGUAUUUUACGACCAAUGUGAUCAACAAAAAUACUGUGGUUUAUUUUGUCACACCUUGUAAUACUGUACACUUUAAACCAGCAGGGGGCGCCGUCUUCACCGGUGUUAGUACAGAGGGAACGGAAACCUUCAUUCAUUAUUUGAAACCCCUCCGUGUAACUUAAAACUCAUGCAUACUCCCAAGUGUCAGUAUUCUCUCUCAACACUUUUAAAAAUUGAUUUAUUUCUCAUAAAAGUAAUUACACAAACACAGGGCAGCACCACUGUACGAACACUUUGAAGUAUUCACAUAAGGAUCGGCUCUGUUGCUGCUGGACCACAAUCUUUACAAUCUGUGGGUUCUACAAUGUUUCUGAGUUACAUGCAGACUUUGACUAUGAAAGUGCUAAAAUAUAAAGGGAAAUAUCAUAAAAUCAAAUAAAAAAAUGUUCUUUGAAAUGCUUA